Molecule: messenger RNA, 2851 nt
Organism: Dermacentor albipictus
Lineage: Eukaryota; Metazoa; Arthropoda; Arachnida; Ixodida; Ixodidae
Source: RefSeq, a predicted model, not a curated record
CAAAGUGUAGACUUCGAGACUCCUCAUGAGUACGAAAGCGGAAACGAGGAGCUGCUGUCGCCUUCGGUCAGUGCUCGCGGCAUUUUCGAAGGCUGCACGUCGUCUUCGACAAGUCCAGCAGGAUGUAGCCAGUGGAGCAAUGGCGUAGGCCGUGACUUGGCCAACAGGUGGAUCUUCGGCUACAGUAAGGGAGUCCGGCUUUACGCAUGCGUUUCCGCUGAUGAGAUCAUGUUUCGGGUCGUCGAGGGGCAGCAGGGCGUAACGCACGUCUACAGGAUUAGUACCAACGAGCUCGUCUGCACCGUGAAAGAGAAAAGUACAAGCAAGACCAAUGUCCCGUUGUCCUCAACAUAUCAGUCUCGCCUGCGCUGUCCUCGCCGAUGCACUCCUGGCACCAACAACUACAAACCGCUCGAGCUGAGCAAGGAGCGCUUCUUAUCACUUCUAGAGCUGCAGCCGAUCAGCGGUGAAUGUGGUCCCCGGGCCGUGGUAGAGCGCCUGCCAGCUGACUGCGACGGCGGUGAGUGGCCCGGUGCCCAAGCGGCGGUCGCCAACUACAGCAAGUACUGCUGCUCGCGAGGUCGCCUGCACGCGCCAGCGUUGCCAGUAUCCUACCCCGUCGUCUACCGUGCCACGAGACAGCACCGUUACCUAGGUCACCAGUACAGUUUCAACAAGCGAGAGCGUUGGAAGCGCGUGCGUGAACUCCGCACUGGUCUGAGCCGCCGGGCUCUGCACCAGUUGGACAGGUGCAGAGACUUGCGUGUCAAGCUGCGCCGUCUGACACCGUCGGAGGUGGCGCUUUGGACUAAUGGCCAUAUGCGACUAGGCAGGACUCCUCUGCGGGAGCUUCCCAGCUUCUUGCGGCCUGUGCGUUGUGUGCUUCCAGACGUAGUGCAACUGAAUGUGCUCAAGGCGGCCAAGCUGUCCAUGUGUGCUUGUGACCUCCGCACACGGCCCGGUGCGCUUACGGUGUCACAAGCUUCUUCACCGUUGUUCUGAAGGCGGCGCUACUUCUUGCUCAUGUCCCCAAUUCUUAGGAUAAAUGGUAUUUUAAUCUUGCCAAAGGUUCUCAUUCAGUGCUCAGGCAAAGAGCUGGUAUUCUUCCAUGCAUGUGUACUUACAUAUGCAGUUGUUGAUGUGUCACAUUUUCCAUACUUCAUUAUAACAACAAAUAAAGUAUGGUGAUACAGAGUAGAAUGUGCUAAUAUUGGCUUUGAGGAUUACGUGCACUGUGCCACAUUUUAGUUUUGCUUGCAGCUGUGCCCAGCAAUUGACUGUUGUGCUUGGCUCUGCCCCUAGCAGCGCAUACAUGACAAACCCUUAGCAGUGACAUGGGUAAUUCACAUGGCUGACGUUCAGCAUACUAAAACACCACCUUUUGGUUCGAAAUGUAAUUUGCAUUGUGAAGCUUUGAGCAAGUGACACUGUCUCUGCAAAAAUUAUUACACACAAACAGUUGACUUCAACUAUAGAAUGCGCCACUUCUAGUUUUUACUGGUUGUGGGUGCUAAGAAAGUGCGAUAAUAGUACCAGACAUACGUGUCAGCAUUGCAGCCUCUUGUGGCACUAUUCUUAUUUAAUGUAUAUAUGAAGUUUGUGAUAAUGAAGCCACAAGAGUGUUUACAGGUGGCAGCUUGUGUGCAAUGGCUUUAGGAGAUUGAGGUCAUGGCUGUAUCUUCUAUUGGGUCAAAAUUCCUCUCAAGCCACCAUUUGCACAUGCAAAUCUGUGUUGGGUUACGAUAGCAUUCUGCAUCGAUAUUCAUUUAUCUAGUGGCUGUUGUCUUUGUGCUCAGAGGCACUGUACAAUUUGACAUCAGAAUGUGUGUGAAAAUAAUUGGGUAAUGUCACUCAAACAUUAAAAAAAGUCUGGCAUUUUGCUUCUUUGUAACAUUCUCUUGUUCUUAAAUAUCAACAUGUUGCGUGCGACUCUGGCACAUUGCAUCCCGUUUGCUUUUAAUUAUAUUGCCAUUGAUGGCGAUACAGCAGUUGCAUUGCAUAUCGUCGUGUUUGCUUUCAUGCAAGGGAUGCUUGGAACUUCUGAACGCACUGUCUGUAAAUGAUGCAGAAUGUAUGAAUGAACAGUACAUUAGCGCUGAAAAAUGCGACAUUCACUCUGUUUAAUAGAGUGCACUGUGAAGUUUCAAGCACACUUAAGCCCAGUGUGCUUAAAUGCAGCUUAGACGAACACUGUGGUUAUUUGCUAAACUAUUUUCUGUAGCAGACAAUCACUUCAGUUUUAUUUUUUAAACAUUUUUCAAAGGCCUUACAACUCCAUUAAAUUAAAUUUGCAUUCCAGCUCCAUCCUUUGCAUGUGAGCGAACCUCGUCCUUAUCCAGCUGAUCUGGCUAUCCAUAGUGGAUUUUUUAUUUGCUGAAUACUGCAUUUUUAAGAUUUCUGUGAAGGGCAUACUCAAGUCGUGCUUGCACGUCAUGACCAUAAUCAAUGAAAUGGGUGAAGCUGUGCUGAGACACAAGGUCGCAUUGUGUAAGUUGCUACUUUAAACAGUUUCUAGAGGUAGUCGUAUACUGAGCCAAUGUUGAGGAGAAUGCAAAUAUGCAGUGGACUUCCAGAGGCAUCUGAUUGCUAAGUAUCAGUGUUUUUGUUAACCUUGGAUGGUGUAAAUAUGGUGAACUUGGAAGCCAAAAAUAAGCAUUGUAAAAAAAUUUAAACGAACAAAAGUUUCAUUUCAAGCAAAACCUGAUAUCUGCCUGAUUCAUUGCUGUGUGAACAGUGCUGCUAUGUGUUAACAGAGAUGAUAAAGAAAUAGGCCCUUGUGUACUAUUACCUUGAAGUUGUUGUCAAUAGGUAUGGAACAUUGUGACAAUAAAAAGGAUCGAUAUUUACAGUA